This is a messenger RNA of Neoarthrinium moseri, 1140 nucleotides long. RefSeq lists its product as uncharacterized. Gene Ontology annotation, cellular component: transcription factor TFIIH core complex; transcription factor TFIIH holo complex. The record is from RefSeq and is a predicted model, not a curated record. The coding region runs from base 1 to 1140 and encodes 379 amino acids. Gene Ontology annotation, biological process: regulation of DNA-templated transcription; nucleotide-excision repair. The transcript has a single exon. Lineage: Eukaryota; Fungi; Ascomycota; Sordariomycetes; Amphisphaeriales; Apiosporaceae.
AUGAACAACAUCGACGCGUCCGCCCACUACGAGGUCGAGGCGACGGGCCAGACGCCGUCCCUGCUGACCCUCAUCAUCGACACGAACCCCCGCGCCUGGGCCGCCCUCGACGGCAGCCUGCCCUUCUCCAAGGCCGUGGCCAACAUCCUGGUCUUCGUCAACGCCCACCUGGCCUUUGGCAACGACAACCAGGUCGCCAUCCUCGCCGCCCACUCGAACCGCGCCGUCUGGCUGUACCCCCCGCCCCCGGGACGCCAUGCUCGUCACGGCAGCAGCAGCGGAGGGGACCGGGACGGGGACGUCGAGAUGGCCGGGGCCAACGGGCAGAACGGCGACAGCGCCCGCCAGGGCGCGGCGUCCUCGGCCAACAAGUACCCCCAGUUCGCCUCCAUCGAGGCGUCCAUCGUCUCCUCGCUGCGCUCCCUCGUGUCCGAGACGGCGGCCUCGUCACUGCCCGCCACCACCCUGGUCGCCGGCGCCCUGACGACGGCCCUGGCCUACAUCCACAAGACGUCGCUGGCCUACGCGCCCCCCAAGCAGUCGUCGGACCCGGCGAACCCGACCACGGCCGCCACCGUGACGGCCACGCAGACGCCGACGCUGCACGCGCGCAUCCUGGCCAUCUCCGUGUCCGACAGCGAGCCGGCCCAGUACAUCGCCACCAUGAACGCCGUCUUCGCCGCCUCGCACGCCCGCAUCCCCAUCGACACGCUGUCGCUGUCGCCGCACGCCUCGCCCACCUUCCUGCAGCAGGCCGCCUUCAUCACGGGCGGCGCCUACCUGUCGUGCGCCGCCAACCCCUCGGGCCUGCUCUCCUACCUCAUGUUCGGCUUCCUGCCCGACGCCGAGGCCCGCACCCACCUCGUCACGCCCUCCCAGGACUCCAUCGACUUCCGCGCCGCCUGCUUCUGCCACCGCAAGGUCAUCGACACGGGCUUCGUGUGCAGCAUCUGCCUGAGCAUCUUCUGCGAGGUGCCCGAGGGGUCCGAGUGCCUGACGUGCGGCACCAAGCUGGCCCUCGGCAAGUACGGGGCCAAGCCCGUCGUUGUCGUCCGCAAGAAGAAGAAAAAGAAGAGGAUCAACGGGUUGACUGGGCGCGAGGAGACAGGCAGUGCGACCGGGACACCGGCGCCCACAUGA